Trichechus manatus latirostris (Florida manatee) is the source of this 650-nucleotide messenger RNA. It is a transcript of the gene OOSP1, whose product is annotated as oocyte secreted protein 1. The record is from RefSeq and is a predicted model, not a curated record. NCBI's taxonomy places the organism in Eukaryota, Metazoa, Chordata, Mammalia, Sirenia, Trichechidae. The transcript has 5 exons. The annotation marks the transcript as partial.
UGUGUGCUUUCCAGAGUGGUAGUUAAUUACUCACUCCUGAGUGCUUCUUCAGCUAUUUUGGUAUUUAAGUGUGCCUACUCCUCCACCCUCCUGUUUCCUGAGUGGUGUUUGGCUUCCAGUUUGGGCAGAUGAAGGCUUUUCUGGGCUUCAGAGGGCUGUUUCUCCUUUCCUUGAUGUGGACUUGUGCUGGGGACUGGUCAGCUGUGCAAGUACAAUGCAGCUACUUUUGGUUCUAUGCCAAGAUUAAACCCACGAUAUUUCACAAUAUUUAUAUGGCACCUGAUGAAGCAUUUUUAGGAGAUUACUGUGCUGUAACCCGUUUUGAACCAGAUGUUUUCUAUGAGUUUUUCUACCAUUCUUAUGACUGUGGCAUCAUAACUAAAAUUCUCCAAGAGACUCUUCUGCUUAAAACUAAAAUCAAGUACAUCUCAAAAAUCUCCAACAACCAAGCUGAAAUGCCCUUAUCAUGUGUUGUUCACCAUCAUAAUCCUUUUUUCAAUGAUGUUGAAAUAAGAGAUAGUGACACCGACAGUGAUAAUGGAUGGGAUAUACAAGUGAAAAUACAAGCUGAAAGCACAGGCCAAGGAGGAGACAUGGUAGUCACUUCUGCGGUUUGCCCAUGGCAGGCCAUGUUUUUGCCUUCUCCUGCU